AUGGAAUCUGCACCUUCAGUUCCCACUGAUUCAACACCCACCGAACCAGUUUCAAACCACCUUCCACAUCUCACUUCUCUUUCUUCAUUGAACGUGAAAGCCACUGAAAUUUCAGAAUGGCUUAAUGAACCUCUAAACAUUGAAGACAAGGACGACACAAAUUUUGUUCUUAAACUUUUGACAUACCUUCUUGACCACCCAGAGUGCUCCGUUGAUGAAGAAAUGGAGAACAUCGUUAAAAAGGUGAUAAAUUUUAUAUUUAAAAAAACACACACAAAAACUCCCGAUCCCGACUAUUUGGAUACAACCAAUGCAGUCACUGACUUGUUUGUUAAAUACGCAAACGCAAAUAUUCCAGCCACAAAAGAAGUCGCGUUUUUAAUGACACGCGCUGUUUCUCAAUAUCUUCGGGACAUGUUUAAAGAAACGUUUACCGAGCUGUUCGGACUGGGAAUAACAAACGCAACAACAGCGAUUGAAGAUGUUUUUAUCCAGAACAUCAACAACCCGAAUGUGCUCUGCUACGUGUGUGCCCUUCCAAAAAACAACUUGACAAAGACUGAAGAAUACACAAAAAGCGCACGAGCGCUUAUUUUGAAAAAAAUGGGAACCGAUUUUUUGUCUCCAAAGCUCAUUGAAUUUUACAGAGAAAAUGUCAACACAGUUGAUGUGGAGUUCGCUCAGCAAAUUUCUGAUGCACUUUUUACUCCACCUAACCUCGAAAACAUGAAGCUCCCAAUUAUACAGAAUGAAAACACGCGUAUUGAACUUUUGAAGUUACUCGAGAAGUAUUUUGUUAUUGGAGGAUUCAACAAAGAACUCACUGACAAUUGUGUCAACAAUAUUAAACCGAUUCAAAUGGCCAGAGUCACUGAUGCGACAUUUAAAAAAUUCCCGUUUGUUGGUUUGGAGAACCAAGGAUGCACGUGCUACAUUAACUCGUUGGUUCAGCAGCUAUACAUGAAUCCCUACUUUAGAAACAAAUUGUUGAAUGUCAAAGGUAAUGAAAAUUCCGUGAACAUCAAUGCCUUCCAGAAACUGUUCACCGAGCUUCAUGAAACUGUUGUUCGGUACGUUGACACCAAAGACUUCAUUUCGCACCUAAAGGGUGACGACGGCAAAGAAUUGAAUCCAUACAUCCAAAUGGACACACACGAAUUCUUGACAUCGACGUUGGAUGAAAUUGAAAAGGAACUGAAACAAAUCGACGGCCAGAAAAAUAUAAUCGAAGAAUGUUUCUCUGGGACCUUGUCGAACCAAAUAGUGUCUAAAGAAUGCGAACAUGUCUCCGAGACUGAAGAAAAAACCAUUUGCCUCCAAAUGUCCAUUAUUACUUUUGGCGAACCAAACAAAACAAGUUUGGACGAAAGUUUUGCGUCGAUGAUUAAAGGCGACGAGCUUUCGGGUGACAACAAGUAUUUCUGUGAAAAAUGUAAUAAAAAGGUCGAUGCUGUUCGUCGUUCGUGCAUCAAAACCCCGCCAAACACUUUGAUCCUCCAUAUCAAACGGUUUGAAUUUGACUACGAAACAAUGGAUCGAAUUAAAUUGAACAACCGGUAUGAAUUCCCUCGAGAACUCGAUUUGUUCAAAUACUCUGCCGAAUUUUUAAAAGACCCAACAAUUGAAAACAAGGGUGAUUUCCAGUUCAAGUUGGUUGGUGUUUUGAUACAUUUGGGGUCAUUGGAUAGUGGCCAUUACUACUCUUAUAUCAAAGAUCAAGAAACUGGAGACGAGUGGUUUGUUUUCAAUGAUGAUCUCAUUGAAAAGUUCGACUUAAGCAAGCUCGAAGAGCAAACGUAUGGUGGCGAUGCAACAAAGAGAUUCUCUGCGUACAUUUUGUUUUACCAAAAAGUGAUUCCCAUUGUCGAGAAAGUCGAUGUCGUGUACCCAAUCGAGUUGAAGAAUAAAGUUAUUCAAGACAACCUUUCUAUGAUGAGCAAUUCGGUCAUUUUGGCCAAUUGUAACAUGUCUGACUAUUUAAUCCAGCAGAUGCGUUUCUGCAACAAUGAACCCAAUUUUGAGUUCACGACCACAGCCCAAGUCCCUACACAAUGCAAUAAAAUGGAAAUAGAGAUCCAAAAUGGAGUUAGUGAACAAACGAUUCGCGACUUGAUAGAAAUUUGUGUCCAUUAUGAAUUAACUCACGCAACGCUUUUAAUGCAAUACCCACGUCAAGAAAUGUUCCAAAUUGAGUUACUGAAAAUGGUCGAAAAGUACCCAGACAUUGUUAACACAAUACUUAAGUCUGAGGUCGAGCAGAAAGAAAAUGAACUUCUGAAAAAGACUCGGGAAUACGUCAUCAGUUCAAGAGCCACGAUCAACACAUUACAUUUCUUCUCUCAGAUUUUUGGCAUGGGAGACAAAGAGCUGGUCAUUCAGUACGCCGAAAAGUUGAUAAAGUUUUUCGCUUCUGUCAAAAAGACGGGGGAUUCCUUUUGGCGGUUUUGUUUAUUUCUUCGAAAGCUUUGUGAAAAUAUUCGCGUCGGACGGAUCUUCCAAGAGAAACUUAUUACUGGUGUUGGGUAUAUUAGCUGUUAUAAUGCUCUUAGUUGCAGUGAAAAAGUCCUCAAAUUUGUCCCCGACAUGAGUGAUCUUUAUUUUGCAUUUUUCACUGCUCUUGCGUCGAACUAUUCCAAUCUCGACGAAUCGUCCAAAGCCAGAUCGAGAGAUGUUGAGUUUUUGAAGUCAACAGUGAGAUGGGUUGAAAAGUCGAAAAACGUCGUCAACAAAGUAGAAGUGGUUGAAAUAUUACUCAGAUUUUUGAAAGAAAUCACGAAGAUUGACAUUUUGAGUUAUAUUGUUCGAACGACGCAAAUACUUGAGAACAGCAAGGAGGGGUUACCAGAUGUGGUUUCGCGUGCGUUUGUCCUUUUAAGUCAGACCAUUGUGAUAACUUCCGAAGAGGAGGAAAAAGCGACUUUGUUCCUGCAAACGAUGAUUGGAGAGAUGCAUGGGUAUCACUAUCCGACCGAGAACAUCUGUUAUGUCCGCAUAGUGAAAGGAAUGAUUGAGAAGAAUCCGUUUGUGACUCAAAUAGCUCAAAAAGAAUUGUUAACAUAUAUUCAACGAAACCCCGACGAAGCCUACCGAUGUGUGUUAUAUUUCAAUGAAGAACUUAAAAGGGAAAUCAACGAAUUGUAUGAACACCUUCUUGGUGAUUAUGUGAAGAAUGUAUGGAAUGAGAUCAUCAUCCCGAGAUUGGUCAAAGAGAAAUUGGGCGUUUCUUUUCUCUACGAAUAUAAAGGAGAUCCUUGUUAUCGUUUGAAAGACUCGAUUUCGAUGUUACAUCGAGUGUUAAAGAAAUACGGAACUGACAAUUUCGAGCUUAAAUUCUUUGUGGAUCUGUUCACAACAAUCAUCACAUCGCAAAGAAGACCAAACUUGGACUAUAACUUGCUGGAAUUGGCGGCUUUAUGUGUUGAUAUCUCCAUUACUCAUAAAGAUUUGUUUGAUGCGGGAAGUCUCAGGAAUAUCAAUUUCAAGCAAAACAUCUGGGGAGAGGAAGAAAAGCGCGUUGAGAAAUGCAUCAAUGACAGUUAUGUUGAGAUUAUGAAAAAUAUAGACUAA
Molecule: messenger RNA, 3567 nt
Organism: Entamoeba invadens IP1
Lineage: Eukaryota; Evosea; Mastigamoebida; Endamoebidae
Product: ubiquitin specific protease, putative
Exons: 1
Coding region: 1-3567 (1188 amino acids)
Biological process (GO): protein deubiquitination
Cellular component (GO): nucleus; cytosol
Molecular function (GO): cysteine-type deubiquitinase activity; cysteine-type endopeptidase activity
Source: RefSeq, a predicted model, not a curated record